AUGGACCAAGAUGCAGAGGGCAAGGACAAAGGAGAGGUAGAGGGGCCCAUAGAGGAAGAUCGCUCUCAAUUCAAAUGGAAAAAUUCAUUGCUUGCUGACGUUUCUCCAAUCCAAUGGCGCAACAAGCAAGCUAUAGCUAGUAAUAGCCGCAGUUCAACCAAGGUUGAGAAGGUGGCUAGGAUUUCGGUCUGCUACAUUCUUCUUUGCGGUCAAGUUAUCUUGCUACUAACAGUGUUGCUUUUGCAAUGUUUGGAAGGAAUACACCAGACACAUCCGGAGAGAGCAACAGCUGCAUUCAGUGAGCAGCCACAGGAUAACGUCACGUCGUAUCAUAUCAUACCAGUUGAAUGCGUGAGUUAUACGGAACUAUAUGAAUAUAGGCCCCCGUCGCCAGUUGUAUUCUGCAGCCAUCUACUUGAGUUCAUACCCUGUCAAUAUCCAGUGGACCAUGCACAGAACUCCACUGCCAUUCUGGAGAUGGGACAUCGUUGUUUUGGAGUGCAGGUACACAAAGAUGUGAAUCACACACCAGUCAUCUGCAACAUUGAGUGCGCUGGACCCAGGGAGUUCCUGAGAGGGAAUGAGCCGUGCAUCAAAUACGCUGGCCACUAUUUCAUCACCACUCUGCUGUAUUCCUUCUUCCUGGGGUGCUUUGGAGUGGACCGGUUCUGCCUGGGGCACACAGACACAGCUGUGGGCAUGCUGCUGACCCUAGGAGGCCUGGGCAUCCGGAGGCCUGAUGCCUAGUGACAACAGCAACUGGUGCACCUUCUACUGAGACCAGCAAGCAUGGGUUGAAGACCUUUUCAGGUGGGUUUACAUUGCAGAGAUGCAGGCCGAAUAUUUACCUUUGCUUAUUUGUGAAUUACAGUUAAGAGCAGUUUUGACCAGGUGUUGGAUGCCUUUCUAUCCGAUUCUCCUAGAGAAUCUUGACACCUGACAUGCUAUCACUUUGUUUGCACAUGCCACAGAUGACCAUUAAUCGCACCAUAAUAACCAACGUGUCGGCCGUUAAACGCAAUUUCCUCAGUCUUUUCUCUCACCAUGGGAAAACGAGAAGUAUGAGCAAAUGAUGUCUGGACCAGGGGCAUGGUUGAGUGGCUGGCAUGUUCGAAACCUUUUGCCUUCAGUAGGCUGCUAUAGAUUUCUCUGCUUUGUUUUGAAAGACUUUGGGUCGAAAGGUUAGACCACUGAACUGUUUUAAGCAAAGGAAAUGGUUUGCUAUGUUGUCUAUAUGAAAGCUUAAAUCUAUAUGUUUCAUUUAUGCAAUUGUAUGCGUGCACAAGUUACACAACAUCUACGAUGUCCGAGGGUAAUUUCACAACACAUUUACUUGAAGAACAGUGCAGAUGCAAAGUUUAACAGGAUGACUGCCCAAACGGCACACACUGUCCUUCUGUUAUCGAACUUUGCACCGCCACUGCUCUUCAAAUAAAUGUUUUUGUAAAAUUGUCAGUGGGAGUUGUUAAAAGUAGUCCUUGUGCAUCUAGUUGUAUGGUUUGUUUAACUUUGCAAUCAUUGGAUUUUGUUUUGACAUUUUAAAGUGAAAAAUCCAAGUCCCCCGACUCAUUCUGUUACCAUGGAAUUGCCCAUGACCAUAUGAUGAAAAUUGUAAUAAAAUAAUAAAUAUAUAUGUUCUCGCUCAUCACUGAAGCUUUGCAAUGUUCUAAAGGAUUCAUUUGAGCUGUUCCCCUUUCAUCGUACUACAUGUUGAUCAUCUCUGCACAGUCCUUUUCUUUACAUCUGAUGUAUACUAAAAGUACAUAAUAUUGGAUGUUGGCAUUUGCACCCUUCCGUAGUGCUGGUUGCAUUAGCCUACAGGGGUCACACCUACUGAUACUGUUCAAAUUGCAUACAUGUAAUUCCAAAUGUAGUUCUGUUGUGUUCAUUUGAAAAUAACUUCAUGAACCAGAGGUUAAAGACACAUUUAGGACCCUAUAUGUAAUGCUGUUCAUAUCUACCCUCAAUAAUUCAAUGAUUGUUUUCUAUUCCUUUGUUAUGCAUUGAAAUGUUUGUCUUUUAUUUAUACUUUAACAGAAAUAUAACAACUUGCAACAAUUUCAAAGAUUUUUACUGAGUUAAUGAGGAAAUCAAAUAAAUAAAUUAGGUCCUAGUCUAUGGAUUACAUAUGACUGGGCAGGGGUGGAGCCAUGGGUGGGCCUCCAAGGCUCACUUGGCAGCCAGGCCCGGCCUCAAAAAGGCUUUAUUACAGAUAAAUACUCCUCAGCCCCCCCCCAGGAGAUCCCUCAGGUGAAGAGGCCGGUUGUCGAGGUCCUGGGCUGGCAUGGUUACACGUGGUUGUUAGGCCGGUUGGACGUACUGCCAGAUUCUCUAAAACGACGUUGGAGGCAGCUUAUGGUAGAGAAAUUAACAUAAUUAUCUGGCAACAACUCUGGUGGACAUUCCUGCAGUCAGCAUGCUAAUUGCACACUCCUUCAACUUGAGACAUCUGUGGCAUUGUGUUGUGUGACAACUGCACAUUUUAGUGGCCUUUUGUCCCCAGUACUAGGUGCACCUGUGCAAUGAUCAUGCUGUUUAAUCAGCUUCUUGAUAUGUUACACCUGUCAGGUGGAUGGAUUAUCUUGGAAAAGGAGAAAUGCUCACCAACAGGGAUGUAAACAAAUUUGUGCACAAAAUUUGAGAGAAAUAAUGUUUUUGUACUUGGAUUUUUUAAAAUUUCAGUUCAUGAAACAUGGGACCAACACUUUUUACAUGUUGUGUUUAUAUUUUUGCACUACCUUAUUGUCUUUUAAGUGAUAGGCUACUUGAGUAAAAUGACUGCCUUCUAUAAAUAUGGACUGAAAGCUGAAAUUGAUACAUUUGAUAUAAUAUUAUGUCUUCCAAAAUGUGACAUUUUGGGAAAAAAGGUUGGCAAAAAUGCAUCUUCCUAGGUGUAAUGUGAGAGAAUGCAGACUGUGUUUGCCAUCCCUGCACAUCAAGUGUUUGUGGUUCAAUAAAAUGUUUGUUUGAUUAAGUA
This is a messenger RNA of Oncorhynchus masou masou (cherry salmon), 2977 nucleotides long. RefSeq names its product TM2 domain containing 2 (gene tm2d2). Lineage: Eukaryota; Metazoa; Chordata; Actinopteri; Salmoniformes; Salmonidae. The record is from RefSeq and is a predicted model, not a curated record.